UUCCGGGGCUUAGGCCCAUCGCUGGUUAUUACUACCGCCCUAGUCCAGUGACCGCACGUUUAUACCCUUUGAAGGGUACGUCCACCGUACGGCUGUGGUCUUGGAGAAGUCCGGCCACCGCACACCCUUGCUCUUUUAUAUAGCCGCUGGAUACGAAGCCGGCAGGUAUGAUCGUCCGGCGACGGGAAGUAAAAGAAGGGAGAAGAGAUCCCUAGAAUAGUAGAAGAGUGGAAUCAAAGAGACUCCUUGCUUUGCAAAAUGGCAGAGAAGAUGGGCAAUGAAGCCAGUAGCAGCGGCGGCAGCAUCCACAGGGGUGAAAGUGUCGUCAUCGAUCACGGUUGCCGCUUGAGCUCUUGCGGUUACUGCAAGUCCGGAGGAUUCACAAGUUGCUCUCAUGGUUUAUGGGCUCAGAGCAUUACAGUUGAUGACUACCAAGAACUUCUUGACCGAGGCUGGAGGAGAUCUGGGUCAUUUCUUUAUAAACCUGAGAUGGAACGGACAUGCUGCCCCUCGUAUACCAUCCGUCUCAAGGCAGGUGAUUUUGUUCGCAAUAAAGAGCAAAAUCGUGUAUAUAGACGAAUGCAAAGAUUUUUAGAUGGUACACUCAAUGUGAAAAAACCAGACAAAGUUGAGGAUACGCCCAACUCUUCUCAGGCUCUGUGCAGCUUGGUCGGUAAUGCAUCUUCAAGCACAAUGGUGUCAGAAUCUAUCGCAAAGGAGUCCUUUGCUGGGGGUUGUGGAGAUAACCAUAAGGCUGAAGAAUAUAUCAAGUACUUGUCCAGCAAAAUUGAUAAUGCUGUAAGGACAUGUGUGGAAAGGGGUAAAAUUCCUUCUGUUCAACUCCCCAAGGCUAUUGUUAAAAAAGUGACACAGCAAGCCAAGAAGAAGCUAAUUGAAGUAUGUGGAGAUCUGUUGUACACUAGCAACAUUUCAUUUCAGAUAGCAGCAGUGCUGAGACGGUCUCAAUCAGCAGAAACGGAUGCUAACCAAUUAGGGUUAUCAAAGAGCAGUAUUACUCAAAGUGGGCAGCUUUUCGAGGUUUCACCAAAACUUGUUGCAGAGAUGCUUGCGUGCUCAUUAGAUCAGCAGGGAGAACUCUCCAGUCUGUCAAUCAAAGCUUGCAAUGGGCACCUCAAUUUUUAUUCCUCUACCCCUGAAACUGCUUCACGGGAAACAUCUGUUAAUUUCGUCUCUCCUGCCCAAUCUUCUGGAGGCAGUGGAGGUAAAACCAAAUGCAGCGUUCUAGUUAAUAACCAUGAGUUCUCUCAACAUAAACGGCGAAGACUUGAGAUUCGUUUGAAACGGUCAACUUUUGAUCCCGAAGAAUAUGCUUUAUAUAGAAGAUAUCAAAUUAGAGUGCAUAAUGAUAAACCAGAUAAAGUCACAGAAAGCUCGUACAAAAGAUUUUUGGUGGACACUCCCAUAAUUUUUGUUCCACCAUCUGGCGAUGGGACUGUUCCACCUUGUGGUUUCGGUUCUUUCCAUCAGCAGUAUGUGAUUGAUGGGCAACUUGUUGCAGUUGGUGUGGUGGAUAUCCUUCCGAGAUGUUUGUCAAGCAAAUAUUUGUUCUGGGACCCAGAUCUUGCCUUCUUAUCGCUUGGGAAGUAUUCAGCUCUGGAAGAAAUAAAGUGGGUGAAGGAGACACAAGUCCAUUGUCCUAGUCUUCAGUACUAUUAUCUUGGUUAUUAUAUUCAUUCCUGCUGCAAGAUGAGAUACAAAGCUGCAUACCGUCCAUCUGAACUUCUAUGCCCACUUCGUUACCAAUGGGUUCCAUUUGAUACUGUAAAGCCAUUACUUGAUAAAAAAUCAUACGUUGUUCUAUCUGAUUUUGCAAAGUUGGAGAAUGGGGCAUCUUCCCAACUUCAGGCUGCAGAAAACUCCAUUGAGCAGGCAUGCAUUGAGCCCUGUCAAGAGGAUCAUAUUGUAUCUCAUAGCGAUGAAGAGUCUCUUAGUGAGGAAGACGAGGAAAUGAAUCUUGAUUCUGAAGUCAACUUCGGCCCAGAAACCAGCAGCAUGGAAGUUGAGUAUGAAUUGAAGGCUGAUGAUAUUAGUGAUAUUGUUUUGGAUUUGAAUGGCGUUCGCCUGCAAUAUAAGGAUUUACAACGAGCGUUUCGUCCCAUUCGCGAACAGAGGCAUAAGGAUUUGUUGGAACUGCAGCUGCAUAGAUACACGAGAGCAGUGGGCGCAGGACUCUCGCGUCGAAUGGUUUACUCCCUUUGAUCACUUCCCCACUAAUUUAUGAAAUAUGUGUCAAUUGAGGACUGAAGAUGCAUCCAUUCAUCAGCUGAAGAUGCUGCCAUUGUGGAAGUCAUUGGUUGCUGUGUAUUGUUUUAUUGCAUCCAUUUUGAAUGAGGUACAGAUUCUCAUACUGGUUUUGUUUGUUGUUUUGUAUUGAUCCUUCCUGUUUAAGAUGUAGGUCCUAGAUAAUGUAGGGGAAAAGGUAGUUAACUUGCUUGCCAGAGUCCUCCAAAUUGUAGCUGACCUGAACCUCUGCCCCAUGAGUGCCCCCACCCUUGGUGAUUGAAAUUGUUGGCAUGAAGGGACCCACUAUGAUGUGCUCAAUGUAAAAGUCACUAUUCAGAAGA
Messenger RNA from Magnolia sinica, 2585 nucleotides. Its product is annotated as arginyl-tRNA--protein transferase 2-like. The record is from RefSeq and is a predicted model, not a curated record. Gene Ontology annotation, cellular component: cytoplasm. Bases 259 to 2220 code for a protein of 653 amino acids. Lineage: Eukaryota; Viridiplantae; Streptophyta; Magnoliopsida; Magnoliales; Magnoliaceae. Gene Ontology annotation, molecular function: arginyl-tRNA--protein transferase activity. The transcript has 7 exons. Gene Ontology annotation, biological process: protein arginylation.